Molecule: messenger RNA, 5460 nt
Organism: Xiphias gladius (swordfish)
Lineage: Eukaryota; Metazoa; Chordata; Actinopteri; Istiophoriformes; Xiphiidae
Gene: slc15a2
Product: solute carrier family 15 member 2
Exons: 21
Coding region: 1665-3869 (734 amino acids)
Biological process (GO): transmembrane transport; oligopeptide transport
Cellular component (GO): membrane
Molecular function (GO): dipeptide transmembrane transporter activity
Source: RefSeq, a predicted model, not a curated record
GGGGCUGUCUCUGCAGAAUCCAUGCACUUUAGUUUUUUAUUCUGCCCGGGUUCUGAGAUCCCUGUCCGCGGCUCAUCCAGAGCGAGAGGGACACUCACAGACAAAUACAAGACUUAAAGGUCAAUGCAGCAGCUGCUCUGGAGCCGUGGUCGUAUCACACGGUCUUCAUCAGUCAGUGGAGUUUGCUCAGUUGUCUUUCAUGACACAUUUCCAAAUUCUUUUUUUUCCCCCGAGCACUCUGUGAAGAUCCUCUCGACUCUUUAUAUUUACCUCUGUUGUAGUGGGGCUGGAGACAGAAGUCUUAGAGACAGACAUCCGAGACAAAUGCGACCCAACGUGCUGAGAUUGCUAUGGACAGACAAGUGAGGAAGCAUCGAUCAAACCUAUUUUCUUUGUUGUUGUUUUGUAUCAGUAUCUGCUGAUAGUUGAGCGCGGAUCCGAUCCCAGUGCUCACCUUUGCCCGGAUCCGAAAUCUGGAGACGGCGCCUCGCUGUGUGAAACUCACUGGACUUAUUUUUGUACUGCUGUAACCUGAGACCAGGGAUCACCGUGGCACAACAAAACGGAAUGACAGAGGGGGGACAGUGCGUUUUAUAAUGACACUUAGGGAGAGAGAAACUGUGUUCAAUGCGGAUCAGAUCCGGUGCCGGAUCGAUUGCCUCCCCAGUUGCGAGGAAAAGUCCAACAAGUCGAACUUGAACGAGGCACAGAUUGAAAUUUUUUUUUAGCAGCAGAAUUGUGCUCAAGUUUUAACAGUCUGAGAACACGAAUCAGUAUUAUUUAUAUACCGGAUCAAAUAAUCUGCGGUCUCAUGACUUUUUAGAUUAAUGGGAAUUGGUGAGCCGAGGUAAUAACAUGACAGGUUCCAGGAACCCAAACUUCAGGUUACUUGUUUUUGCCAAAGAUAUUCAGUCGCAUGUUGACACAAAACAGAGGAAAGCAGCAAACGUUCUCCUCAUGUUAGACAUUCGUUUCUUGGUCGCUGACUUAAAUGAUUAAUCAUUCACACAAAAAUUGUUGCCAGUUCAUUUCUGUGGAUGAACUAAGCGUCAUUUCAGGCCUCGUGUACACACGGCCCUGACAAAAUGUCAUGCGUAACAUCACACGUUUCAUUUUUGGCACAUGCCUGACGCUCUGUAAAAUCUUUAUCUGCAGAGAGACUACAGUUUGAAGGUAAAUAUGGUCGAGCUGAAAGUGUGAUUUCUCCUAGAAUACACAAUGAGAAUACACACAUAAAGCACUAGUAGUACUAGUAUUCGGUUAAAUGUACUUCUACAGCAAUGAAACAGAUAAAAAAAAAAAAAGAAAACUCCUGAAAUGUAAGUACAAUAGAUGAAAACUGAUAAUCUAGUAACUAUAAACUAUUAAAUUACAGCUACCUGUCGUCUAUCCCAGAAUUAUCGGAAUACAUUGGACGUUUUUGUGUUUUUUUUUUUCAUUCUAUCCUAUGAUCAUAUCAGAAGCCUCAAAUUUGAGUGACUACUUUCAGUAUUGUCUGUACAAUGAGUAACUCGAGUAUUUGAUGAGGGAUUGACCAACAGAAGGUAUGCAUCUUUCAUUUCAUUUCACGGCGAAAAUAUUCAUCCACUCUCGGUUACAGGCGGUAAAAACCAUCUAUUGAAUUCAGUUUUUGUUUACAAUUGACUUAGAGAAAAGAGACGAGAAUGGAUUUAAUGUCAGGGGGCGUUGUUUAUUUAAUUUCACAUACUCAGUUUUGUUUAAACAGCGCUGAUCCUCAUCCAGUGAACAAACUUUGCCUCUUUCAGAAACUAUGUGGAACAAAUUACCCAGUCAGCAUCUGCUUUGUGGUGGUGAAUGAGUUCUGUGAACGCUUCUCCUACUAUGGCAUGAGAGCGGUGCUGACACUCUAUUUCCUCAACUACCUCCACUGGGACAAGGACCUCUCCACCGCUGUCUACCACGCCUUCAGCAGCCUCUGCUACUUCACGCCCUUACUGGGAGCUAUCAUCGCUGACUCCUGGCUCGGAAAAUUCAAGACCAUCAUCUACCUCUCCAUUGUCUAUGUGAUCGGCCAUGUGGUCAAGUCGGUUGGAGCCAUUCCCUCUAUGGGAGACAGCAGUAUGCACAUUGCUCUGUCCAUGAUAGGUCUGAUACUCAUAGCCCUCGGCACCGGAGGAAUCAAGCCCUGCGUGGCAGCAUUUGGAGGAGACCAGUUUGACGAUGCGCACGUCAACGAGAGGCAGAAAUUCUUCUCCAUUUUCUACAUGUCAGUCAACGCAGGGAGUCUCUUGUCGACUGUGAUUACACCAAUACUGAGAAGUGACGUGCAGUGUUUCGGCGGCGACUGCUACGCUCUGGCCUUUGGGGUUCCUGCAGCUCUGAUGAUCGUGGCCAUCGUUGUGUUUAUUGCUGGCAGUGGUCUGUACAAGAUGUGUCCUUCCCGGGGAAACGUCCUGUUGGAAGUCUGCAAUUGCAUCGGAUUUGCCAUCAAAAACCGCUGGAAGAGCUCAAACUAUAUCCCUAAGAAGAAGCAUUGGCUGGACUGGGCUGAGGAGAAGUACUCGAAGCGUCUGAUCCAGGAGAUUAAGAUGGUGCUGCGGGUUUUGGUGCUCUUUAUCCCGCUGCCAAUGUUCUGGGCUCUGUUCGAUCAGCAGGGUUCCCGCUGGACGCUUCAAGCCACGAUGAUGAACAUGUCUUUUGGAGAUUACUUCAUUAUUAAGCCGGACCAAAUGCAGAUGUUGAAUGCUCUGCUGAUUCUUCUCUUUGUGCCCAUCUUUGACCUCAUCGUAUAUCCGCUCGUUGGCCUCUGCAGAAUCCACGUCACGCCUCUAAGGAAAAUGUCCACAGGGAUGAUUUUUGCAGCGCUGGCCUUUGGAUUGGCCGCACUGGUGGAGAUGAACGUUGUGAAAACAGUGGUGGCUCCUGCACCUGCAGGGAAAAGUCUCCUACACGCCAUUAACAUGGCAAAAGGUAAUGUCACUGUGAAGAUCCCUGGCGGCAGCUGGUUUCCGGAGCAGAUCCAGUACCUUGAGGCCGGGCCUAACUACGAAACACUUCUACUGGGGGAGUCCAAAAAGGAACUGAUGAUUCAAGUCACCUUCAAAGGAAACACCUCAGAGUGUAACCAGACCUUUGAAGAACAAAAGGCCUACAGUCUCAUCUUCUACUCCGAAACUACUGGAAUCCAGUGCAAACUUGUGGAGGACAACAUAGAGAAAAGUGAAGAUGGGAAUCCUUUUCUGAGGUUCCUCAACACACAGCCAGAAGCCGUGAACGUAACUUUUGGAGAUGUGACUUUCCAUGUGCCAUCUGGUUACACCAUGACUACUAACAAGACUGUGGAUCGGGGAGAAUACCCAGUUGUCGGGUGCUGCUUGCAUUCAGGGAAGUGCUCUAAUCUUAACCUGGGCCUGCUGGACUUCGGAGCUUCCUACACCGUCAUACUCAUUCAGGAAUCGGGUAAAAUUGUGGCUCACAAGAUAGAGAAUGUGAAAGCCAACGAUGUGCACAUUGCCUGGCAGAUCCCACAGUACAUCCUCAUAACUGUGGGAGAGGUCAUGUUCUCCAUUACGGGCGUGGAGUUCUCCUACUCACAGGCUCCAGCCACCAUGAAGUCAGUCUUGCAGGCCGGCUGGCUGCUCACUGUGGCAUUCGGGAACAUGAUAGUGCUGAUCGUGGCAGAGGGUGCGGGACUGGAACAGUGGAAAGAGUUCCUGCUGUUUGCCAUACUGCUGUUUGGCGUCUGCAUCAUCUUCUCCAUCAUGUCCUACUUCUACACCUACGUUGACCCUGAUGACCUGGACAAGAUCAACCUGGAGGAUUUAGGGAAGGAGGAAGAGGAUGACGACGACAUGAAGAAAGAUUCUCACAUACACCUGAACAAAAUGGAGAAAAGCACCAGAUUAUAGUCAUUGGAUGAGUUGGAAAAGCAGCCAUCAUGAGGAAGUACCCUGUUUUCAUUCAGCCCCUUUUAAUUUUUUCAUGUUUCCUGUUUUAAGGUACUUUUUUCUAGCUCUUAGCUCUAAGAUUUCUGACCGUGGGAUAUUUCUUGUGGUUGCAAGUCCAGUGCUUGUUUGUGACAUAAGUUUAAUAUAUUCUGUGAAACAUUUAACACUCCAGUCACUUCUAGAUUCAUAACCAGGGUACAGGAAUGAAUUUUUCUGAAUGAGACUGAGUAAGUGACAUGUUUAAAAUAGGCAAAAUACUGUGUGAUUUACCUCGCUGUGAUCAAUAGUCUUACUACAAUUGAAUGUUAGAUAUUAUAUGCGGUAUAUAUAUUUGUUGCAUAUUGUCAACAUGUCAACAUUUUAUGUUCUGUGACACUAAAUAAUAAUCAUAACCUAUACUGUCUUUGACAGAACAUAUUGGAGCAGUGGUUAAGUUUACAUUGUGUGACUAUAAAAUGAUAUUAAAGGACAAUAGUUACUGGAGGUUUUGUACUUUAUAAGUCAAUAAUUAAAAAUUUGGCAUAUGUAACAUUAUGUCUAACCAUUUUCCAUAGCAUACCUAAUUUUUUUCAUUGGUUUUCCGCCAUAAAAGGGAACCGCUGGAACGCCACAUAAAAAUCACUGAUAUGUUUUAUGCGUGACAAUGAACAUGGGUAGCCUUUAUUUUUUGUUUGUGAUUUACCUUACUUGUCCUUCCGUUGCAAGCAGGAAUUUUUAUGACUCUGCUUGUUGACUUGACAACUUAGAUUAGUAUCUGGCAGCAAACUUUCAGUGCAGGAAAGAGCCCAAUCCGUAUUAUUUAAGUCGCAAAGGCUUUUUUUAUUAUCGAUCUUCCGGUUUUGUUGUCUGAAAAAAACGAAGCUUGUCAUUGUCAAAGGUCUGAUGUAACAGAGUUCUUUAAGAAGAAGUACAGUGCCUACUUGCAACUUCACUGCCCCAGAGUUUAAAAAUAGCAGGGGGAAGGUUCCCUGUGAUGGACUGACUUACGCAGGCAAGUUUCAAGUUUCUGCAAGCUGAACUGAAACUGCUUAUUGCCUAGCAGGUGGGAAAUCUAAAAAUUAGAAAAGAAAAAGAAAAAUAGUCACUAUUAUACUGUUUAUUUUUCAGUUUUGGAAAGUACUAUACUUACCCUUUUCACCUAAGACAUUUUGACAUGUGACAGUAGGCAAAGUACAGGUGUAAAUAAUAAAAUGAAUGAUGGCUGAAUUCCAUUUAGCUGCUUCAGUGUCAGGGUCCUGGCGUUGGUUAUGCUGCUUCACUGUUACACUGUCAUGAUUUACUGGGACACUUGAAUAGCAUAGAGCCAUUGUUCAUGUUGUUAGCAACACCAGUGCACUUCCUACUAUAAGUCAAAAUGUCUGCUGUGAGAAAGGCCUAUUGAAAUGUAUUGUAUAUGUGAUUUGUUUAUGUGCUGAAACAUGCAAAACCAACUGUUUGGUCCUUUAAAGUCACUAAAUACUUGAUGGAAACUUUUUAUUCAGGGAAAUAUAUAAAUUGUGCUGCUCCUAAUUAACUUCUGGAAGUAGACUGCUGUGAUACUGAAACUUGUUUU